AAAGAGAACGAGUCAAUAGUGAUGCUGCAUAAUAUGAGUUGCAAAAAAUGUUCAAAAGAUAAACGGUUUAUUCGUAGAAGUUGAUGUUUUAAGCAGUUGUUUGCACAUUGCAUCAGAUUGGGCAUACAUUUGGGUUUAUGUGGCUGAUUAAAUUAAUGAUUGAUCAGUGGCAGGGCAGAGGGCUUUUUCUCGGUGGUGAAGUCAGUCACUGUUCAGUGGAAGUUUGGUCAUGUCUGGACUGCUGGGUGUUCGACUGCUGCUGCUGUGGGGCAGUGCCUGCCUUUGGCUGCCCAGCCAGGCCCGAGGGGCUCUGGUCAUCUCCAGUCCUCAUGAAACUCUUCAGGGGACAAGAGGAGCUGUCCGAUCACUGCAGAAAAGAAGUACAAAUAAGGCCAUGGUGGAGGUGCACAGUGUGAAAGUGGAUUGCACUGUGACGUCUCGUUUCGCUCACACCGUCAUGACUUCCAAGGCUCUGAACAAAGCAAACUCUGCCCAAGAAAUCUUCUUUGAAGUGGAGCUGCCCAAGACCGCCUUCAUCAGCAACUUUAGCAUGGAAAUUGAAGGUCAGGUGUAUGUUGGUGAGGUGAAGGAGAAAGAGAAAGCAAAGAAACAGUAUGAGAAGGCUGUUUCCUCUGGACAGACUGCUGGACUGGUCAAGGCUUCUGGAAGAAAGUUGGAGAAGUUUUCAGUGUCUGUGAAUGUUGCAGCCAAAAGCAGCGUGACUUUUAUUCUGACUUAUGAGGAGCUCCUUCAGAGGAAACUGGGCCAAUAUGAGAUUCUAACACGAGUUAAACCAAAACAGCCGGUGCAAGAGUUUCAGAUUGUGGCAAACAUCUAUGAACCCCAAGGCAUUGCUUUCGUUGAGGCCUCUACAACUUUCCUCACCAAUGAGCUCCUCUCACUUGUGGAGAAAACCGUCACAGACUCAAAGGCUCACAUCUCUUUCUCACCAACACUGGAGCAGCAGAGGAAAUGUCCAGGAUGUGAAGACACCAUAAUUGACGGGGAUUUCAUCAUCAAAUACGACGUGAAGCGAGAAGAGAGCCUUGGGGAAAUUAAGAUGGUGAAUGGAUACUUUGUUCACUUUUUUGCUCCACCUAACCUGCCCAGAGUCCCAAAGAAUGUGGUGUUUGUGAUUGACAGGAGUGGAUCAAUGAGUGGAACAAAGAUUAAACAGACCCGGGAAGCAUUGGAAGCCAUUCUGAAAGACCUCCAUGAAGAGGACCACUUUGCUCUCAUCCUGUUUGAUAGUUCCAUUGUUACCUGGAUGGACUCUCUUACCAAAGCAACAGAGAAAAAUGUGUCAAAAGCCAUUGCCUACGUGAGGAAAUUAAGGGACAGAGGAGCAACCAAUGUUAAUGAUGCUGUACUGAGAGCAGUGGACAUGCUGGUAAAAGAAAAAGGGCAUCACAACGUUCCAGAGAGGAGUGCAGACAUGAUUAUUUUACUGACCGAUGGGAUGCCAAACAGUGGAGAGUCUCGCCUACCAACAAUACAGAAGAAUGUGCAUUCUGCCAUUGGAGGGAACAUGUCUCUAUUUUGUCUUGGAUUUGGAAAUGAUGUGGAUUAUUCCUUCUUGGAUGUGAUGAGCAGACAAAACAAAGGACUGGCCCGCAGAAUUUUUGAGGGUUCAGAUGCAACACUUCAACUUCAGGGUUUCUAUGAGGAGGUGUCCAGCCCUCUGCUCUUGGAAGUUGACUUGCGUUAUCCUGAAAACGCAGUGGACCUCUUGACCAAAAACCACUACAGCCAGUUGUUUAAUGGUUCAGAGAUUGUGGUAGCCGGUCGGCUGACCAACAACGACCCUGAUAACUUCUUGGUGGAAGUGUUCGGCAAGGGGUCUGAAAAGGACUUCUUGGUGCAGGGAAAGGCCAAUAAGUUAAACUUGGAUGUAAUCUACCCAGAACAGGAAUACAUCUUUGGGGAUUUCUCAGAGCGUCUGUGGGCCUACCUCACCAUCCAACAGCUACUAGAGAACAGUGACAUUGGUACUCAGCAGGAGAAAGAUGCUAAGACAGCCAAGGCUCUGGAGUUGUCACUGCGAUACAGCUUUGUCACCCCUCUCACGUCCAUGGUGGUCACCAAGCCUGAAACUGAGGAUGGACCAGGCAGCCCUCUUAUUGCAGAUAAACUGACUGAGGACCAGCGACAGAAAGCAGAGAGAAGCGGUGGCCAACAACAGACAGCACACAGACACAGUGGUUCAUCAACCAUUUCUGCAAGUUCCCACUCAACUAGCAAGCAACAAAAAACACCCAGACCCAGUGGUGCCUCCUGGUCUAGUGCUCGAGGAUCCCAUAGCCAUUCAAAUGUGGACGGAGAUCCUCAUUUCAUGAUUGAGCUGCCAGAGAGAGGUGAUGCUCUCUGCUUCAACAUCAACGACAAACCAGGAACCAUUUUCAACCUGGUCAGAGACCCAAAAUCAGGCUUUGUGGUGAAUGGCCAAAUUAUUGGCAAGAAGAAAGUUGUUUCAGACGGUAACAUCAAUACCUACUUUGGCCGUUUUGGUAUCAUCCAUGAGAAGCUGAGGGUGAGGCUAGAGGUGAGCACAGAAGACAUCACAGUCUUCCAUGAUGGCAAACAGAUCAAGAUGCUGUGGUCUGAUACAGCUUCUAUCAAAGAAACCAAUUUAGACUUCAGCCUGACUAAAAACUGCAGCCUGACAGUGACACUAAGGCACUCCGUUAAAUUCAUGGUCAUUAGACACACCAAGGUUUGGAAAAGACGUCGGGAUCAUCAAGACUACCUGGGUUUCUACACCUUGGACAGCCACCACUUGUCUGCUUCGGUUCAUGGUCUGCUAGGUCAGUUCUACCAUGGGGUUGAGUUUGAAGUUACUGACCUGCAUCCCCGUGACGUCCAGGAUAACUCAUACACAACCAUGUAUGUGAAGGGACAAGCACUCAAUGUUACCAGACAUUGGCAGAAGGACUUCAGCAACCAAGUUGUGAAUGGGGAAAAUAUUUCCUGCUGGUUUGUUAACAAUGAUGGAGCAGGCCUCAUUGAUGGGAGAGCCUCAGACUACAUUGUGUCCGAGCUUUUUAAGACUGCUUUUUGAAUUGUCAAACUUUUAUCUCAAAAACAUAUUUUCAAACUAUAUUUUAAAUGAUAAUAAUAGAACAUCUUUGUUCAAAUUAUUCUCUUCUUGUUACACCUCAAAAUGUCUGACCCUACUCACAGCUGCAUAGCAGAUUUAACUGUGUAUUGCAUCAGACUUGGAGAACACUUGGUACAGAUUUAGAUUAAUGUGGGUGAUGAGUCAUAAAUGACUUAUUUAUCAUUGCUGACAAAGACUGCUUAAAGGUUUGUUUAUUUGUUCAUUUUUUCAUGUUACAUUAUUUCCUGAAUAAAUUAUUGUUUCCUGUGUUGAA
Messenger RNA from Larimichthys crocea (large yellow croaker), 3371 nucleotides. Its product is annotated as inter-alpha-trypsin inhibitor heavy chain H3. The record is from RefSeq and is a predicted model, not a curated record. The transcript has 25 exons. Lineage: Eukaryota; Metazoa; Chordata; Actinopteri; Sciaenidae. The coding region runs from base 230 to 3058 and encodes 942 amino acids. Gene Ontology annotation, biological process: hyaluronan metabolic process. Gene Ontology annotation, molecular function: serine-type endopeptidase inhibitor activity.